Messenger RNA from Ostrea edulis (European flat oyster), 2280 nucleotides. Its product is annotated as pyroglutamylated RF-amide peptide receptor-like. Gene Ontology annotation, biological process: G protein-coupled receptor signaling pathway. The transcript has a single exon. Bases 263 to 1237 code for a protein of 324 amino acids. Gene Ontology annotation, cellular component: membrane. Gene Ontology annotation, molecular function: G protein-coupled receptor activity. The record is from RefSeq and is a predicted model, not a curated record. Lineage: Eukaryota; Metazoa; Mollusca; Bivalvia; Ostreida; Ostreidae.
AGAUAUGACAAACAGCAUGCGCAUAACGGUCACCGAGAAUCGAGAUAUGCACAAUACUGAAUGCUGGGUAAUGUCGUGCAUUCCAAGUUGUAACGAAGACUGUGUCAAUAGAAGUAUUGUCGUGCAUGGUGGACAUUAAGUACUAAGUGAGAAAAUAUUCCGAUUUAGCAGUUCCGUUAUUUCGUUUAAGCUUUAUUAUGUCGGCUUAAAGUACAUUUGUGAAGUACCAAUAUGUUUGAAUGCAAGAGUAAGGACUUGUAGGAUGAGAGCCCGCAGCGGAACCGGAAAUGAUACACUGCUAGAUGGCUUGAAAGGCUGUACUCAUCAGGAAGUCGCUGUUCUGACCAUAGCCGUGCUGAUACUGGUUCUGGGAGUGUUUGGAAAUAUUGUGACAUUCUUCAAAAUAGUACUCAAAAGAAAGUUACGGAAACCAGUUCAAAUUUCAAUCGCGUGUUUGUCUGUUGCGGAUUUCUGCAGUUUGUGCAUGCAGUUUAUUAGGAUACCUAUUGCACCGUGCAGCAACACGCCCCGUGUAGUAAGUGUGCAACAAUUUGUACUCAAUAUUACAGCAGUGGCGAUAAAUUCUUCAACCAUGCAUAUCAUUCUAUUGACCGCCAUUCGUUACGGUCUGAUCGUUCAUCCGUUUCAGAUGAUAUCUCGGCUGACUUCCUCCAAAGUGAUAGCCUGUUCCUGUGUUUCUUGGGUCAUCAGCAUCGUUUUGGGAAUUUUGUACGGAAUAUACAACCGGAAGUACUACAAUCACGAAAUAGAACAGGGUACAGACACCAUUGUACAACUGUCAAUCGGACUGUACGUUCUGUUGGUACCAUUGACUUUUUUCUUGAUUUUCUGGAUCAUGGAAUUACGCGCCAUGAAGAAAUCUCUCCUUCCUCAACGGACGUUAAAAUCUAUUAAAGGUGUUUCUCGGAUGAUAACGAUGAUUCUAAUUCUUUAUGCUGUAUUCAUGUCUCCGUACGUGAUAGCAGACAUCUGUCGCUAUCUGCAUCACCACCACGACAUUGCCCUUCCACAACACGUCAUUUUACGUCUGUAUACCGCGGCACAGAUCACAAUACUGAUGAACUACGCAGUGAACCCUUUUAUUUACUUUUUGUACUUUAGAAUUGUUUUUCAGGUGAAGGCUUGGUCGUGCAGGGCCCAAAGCAGAUUAUCCAUUUUAAGGACACGUGAAUAUCAUGAGAAACAAAACACCACUGUACGAGUUAAUCAAGAAUGAUCAAUAGUGAUAUGGUAGCAGGGGACAGUUUCGCACUAUAGGCCCGGUCAACUUUUUCAAAAAAUGGAAUUACCCCGUAUUUGAAGUGAUAUUACAUGUGUAAAAAUGUAUACAAUAAUUUUAGGAUGCAUGUCAAAUGUAGCUGAGUGCUUAGUAAAAAUGUUGAUAUACAACAUGUAGGUGUCACCAUGAUUCCUAGCAUAUAGAUGGGUGCAAAUACGAAACUAAGACACGUGGUCACUUGCUGAAGAAAUUCCGGUGAAAACAUGCAGGGUCUAGCAAAAGGUCUGUAGCUGUGAGGGAAGGUGGAUGGCCCCAUAUGAGAGGUAGAUUUUUGAGAAGGGCAGAUAGGGUUCUUGAUUGUGCACAGUGUCUAAAUCCCCAUGUUUGGUACUGUGAUGGUGUGGGGGUGGUGCGGAUUAGCCCAAAUGAGGGAAAAGCAAAGCAAAAAAGGGGAACCUGCUCAGAGCAUGUUUUGUGCACCAGCACCAGUAUUUAUAGAUUGCAUGUAAUUUAGGGUCGUAAUUUAUUAACUACACUAAUAUGAAAUACAAGUAUUGACAUAAAAGGGAAAUAUGAAUUUUCAUUAGUCUGUCAUAAUCUGACUUUGGUGUAUACCCCCUAUCCACAAGUUUCAAAACCAAAGAAACUGUCCCCUGCCACCUAUCCAUCCUUAUUUAUUGCAGGUAAAUUGUACCCACAUGUACAAUGUAAGUACAUUAAAUGGCGGACGAUAUAAGAAUGACCAGUUUUUAUCCAUAGUUUCGAAUUCCUCAAUUGUUUUUGUUUACCCUCAGUUUAACUAGUAAGUGAGUUAAUGGUAGUUUAUUCUGUGGGAGACAAUAUUGACCAGAUUGUAUUAUGUGUAGUAGUAUUUUAAUAGACCACGUGAAUCUGUUUUAUUGUAAGAGGUCAGUAGAUUGUUGUAUGGUGGAAACUUUGGGGAUAAAACAGUUUUUAUAAAGUUUGCUUUUUUGUGCCAGUUCUUUAUGAAUAGCGCGGUCUGUUUUUGUUGUACAAGAUUCAUAAAAUAUCUGUAAGUC